CAAGUCCAUUUUAGUCUAGGGACUGUACGUGACAUGUGUGUAGUGUCACUGUCAGCGCCGUCAGCGGCGAUAUCUUUGUUUGGUUGGCUUUGUUGAUGUUGAGAGUAGGGGCAGAUAUACUGCAAUUAUUUAUUUUUGAUGAAUAAGUGCUUAAUUUUUGGAAUGAUUGUUGAGUGCUAAUCGUUUAUUUACCAGCAUAAGUUCGCACACCAAAACUUGCAUGACGAACAGUUUUUUUGAAAGGACACCGUCGAAUAAUAAGUAUUUCACGAGUAACUUUCGAAUAUGUCGUUCUUAAGAGGAUCUGAGAAUUAUGUUUGGUGCACGACUAGCGUCCUGGGUAAAGGCGCUACAGGCGCAGUAUUCCAGGGUGUUAAUAAGAAUAAUGGCGAGCCAGUGGCUGUAAAGACGUUCAACCAACUUAGCCAUAUGAGACCCCACGAUGUACAGAUGAGAGAGUUUGAAGUCCUUAAAAAGGUCAAACAUGAAAACAUCGUAAAACUUCUUGCAAUCGAAGAAGAACAGGAAGGGCGCGGUAAAGUCAUAGUGAUGGAACUCUGCACGGGCGGUAGUUUGUUCAAUAUACUUGACGACCCUGAGAACACAUAUGGCCUUCAAGAACAUGAGUUUCUGUUGGUAUUGGAACAUUUAACAGCGGGCAUGAAGCAUUUGCGCGAUAAUAACUUAGUGCAUAGAGAUCUGAAGCCAGGAAACAUAAUGAAGUAUAUAAAUGAGGAUGGUACCACCACAUACAAGCUCACAGACUUUGGUGCUGCCCGCGAGCUGCAGGAGGAAGAGCAGUUUGUAUCUUUGUAUGGCACGGAGGAAUACCUGCACCCUGACAUGUAUGAGCGAGCAGUUCUUAGGAAGCCAGUGGGCAAGAGCUUUGGAGCAACUGUAGACUUGUGGUCAAUAGGGGUAACUUUGUACCAUGUAGCUACAGGUCAGUUGCCUUUUAGACCAUAUGGAGGCAGGAAAAACAAAGAGACCAUGUUUUAUAUUACUACUAAGAAGGCAUCUGGAGUAAUUUCUGGCACACAAACGACUGACAAUGGCCCCAUUGACUGGGCGCGAGAUCUGCCGCCCCACUGUCAGCUAAGUGUUGGGCUUCGCAAACUAGUCACUCCACUCCUGGCUGGACUGCUAGAGGUGGACCCUCACAGGAUUUGGACUUUUGAACGAUUUUUUUCAGAAGUACAAGUUACUACAUCUACAACAGCUGUACAUGUUUUUCAUGUAAAUAAAGCUGCCAGCAUAAAGGUUUUCCUAAAGCCAGACGAAAAGUACGAACACCUGCAAACUUACAUUUGUGAGCAAACCAGUGUGGUUGCCGAGUCACAGAUAUUGCUCUACAAGGACAAACUUAUGCUCAAUGAAAUCAAUGAAAACACCACAGGUAAAGACUACCCUGAGACAACAGCCGAGGAGCCGCUGAUGCUGUUCAACAAAAACAACAACAACGUGAGCAUGGCGCCGGAGCCUGAGAUACCAAAGUUUCCCGUGUUCCCCAACAUAGUGUCCGUAGAGAACGAUGCCAGCCAGGCCAAGACGGCGUGCAGCGUGGGGCACGUCCUGAAGCGGCGCGUGGAGGCGCUGUGCGCCGCGUCCGUGCUGUGCGGCGCGUGCGUGGCGCGCUGGGGGGCGCUGCUGGGCGCGCGACUGGCGCGGGUGGCGGCGCGCGCCGACGCGCUGCACGCGCACGCGCAGCUGGCGCUGGCGGCCGCGCGCGCGCUGGACCUGGCCGCCGCCGCCGCGCGCGCGCCCGCCGAGGCCUGGGCGGCGCGCGCGCAGCGCCUGGCGCAGGACGCGGGCUCGCUGCGCGCCGCCGCCGCCGCGCUGGUGGCGCGCCACGCGCAGCCCUCGCUGCGGGCCGAGUUCGACGCGGCGCAGGCGCCCUGCCCCAGCCAGCUGCGCCUGCACGUGAAGGCCAGGACGCUGGUGGAGCGGCUGCGCGACUCGUGGCAGCACCUGGUGCGGGACCGCGCCACGCGCUCGCUCACCUACAACGACGAGCAGUUCCACGUGCUGGAGCGCAUCACCGUGGCCGAGACGGGCCGCCGCGCCCGCUCGCUGCUGCAGAAGGCCUCCCCGCUGGCUCGCGCUCGAGCGGACGCGAUUGCAGACUGGUACAAAGUGGCUCAGACGGUGUACCUGCAGACGCAGAUCUUGGACAAGGACGUGUCGGGUGCAGAGCUGAAGUUGCUAACGCUGGCGGCGCGCGUGCAGGAGGCGGAGCACUCCGUGCGGGAGCAUAUCAACGAUGCGCACGCGCAGCUAAAUGCGUCAAAAGUGAGUACGGAGAUCGAGGAAACAACAAAGGUAAACGAAGCGUCACGUAGUAACGUCAACAAGAAGGGCGUAGUGGGCGCGAGCGGCGCCGGAGUACGCGCGCUAUUGGCCGCGCAGGACGGGCUGGCCGCCGCGCUGGCCGGCAACGCCGCGCUGCUCACCAAGCUGGCGGACCUCACGCACUCGCUGCAGCCCUAGCCGCACUGCUCACUCACUUGGACUGUACUGCUAAUCGACGCGCAUUCUUUAAUAAUGUAGAAC
Trichoplusia ni (cabbage looper) is the source of this 2550-nucleotide messenger RNA. RefSeq names its product serine/threonine-protein kinase TBK1 (gene IKKepsilon). NCBI's taxonomy places the organism in Eukaryota, Metazoa, Arthropoda, Insecta, Lepidoptera, Noctuidae. Gene Ontology annotation, molecular function: ATP binding; protein serine/threonine kinase activity. The coding region runs from base 286 to 2487 and encodes 733 amino acids. Gene Ontology annotation, cellular component: cytoplasm. Gene Ontology annotation, biological process: peptidyl-serine phosphorylation. The record is from RefSeq and is a predicted model, not a curated record. The transcript has 7 exons.